CUCGUCAUCUCAUUCCAUAGUGAGGACUAGAUUAAUUCAACCAAGACAACUCUCAAAAUGAAGAUUAGUCAGCUCACCGCCACCCUUGUCCUCCUCGUCAACUCGACGCAGGCAACCGCCAUCUUCCGCGUGCGUCAAUCCAGCUGCACAGAAACAUGUGGUAGCACUUGCUACCAGCAGAGCGACAUCGACGCCGCUUUGAAUGAGGGUUAUUCAGAUUAUCAAUCUGGAAGUGAAGCUGGGGACUACCCUCAUCAAUACAACGACUACGAAGGAUUCAGUUUUCCCGUUGAUGGCCCUUACCAGGAGUUUCCUAUUCUGAGCUCCUACGAAGUCUAUACUGGUGGUAGCCCUGGUCCUGACCGUGUCAUCUUCAACGAGCAGGGUCAAUAUGCUGGCGUGAUCACUCACACCGGAGCUAGUGGUGAUGACUUUGUUGAAUGCACCUAAGUUUGAGGUAGUGCAAUCUUCAUUUAUUAAAAUUUCUUGAAAAAUUUACAUUGACUUGAUUAUGAACCACCAAAAUGUUCAAAUACGGUUGUAAAUACUUAUCCUAAGCUCUG
This is a messenger RNA of Talaromyces proteolyticus, 563 nucleotides long. Its product is annotated as Ribonuclease/ribotoxin. The coding region runs from base 58 to 450 and encodes 130 amino acids. The transcript is spliced from 2 exons. The record is from RefSeq and is a predicted model, not a curated record. Gene Ontology annotation, molecular function: RNA nuclease activity; RNA binding. Lineage: Eukaryota; Fungi; Ascomycota; Eurotiomycetes; Eurotiales; Trichocomaceae.